GGGGAGACAAGAAGCAGAGGCUGAGACAGACCAUACAACAAAGGAGUCGCCUGCCUGUAAAGGUGUUUGGAGUGGCAGCGACCCUCUCUGCUCACUGUCCCCUCCCUCCCCCCAGCUACAAUGCCUUUCUUGGGCCAGGACUGGAGGUCACCAGGAUGGAGCUGGACAAAGACAGAGCACGGCUGGAAGAGGAUUGUCUUCUAUGGACACGAGUUGGAGGACAACAACAGAGAAAUAGACUUGAAGGAGCUCUGCAGUGGCAACAAUGAAAACCUGUUUGUCGGAGAUGUGUGUGAGCUCGCCACAACAAAGAGGAAAAAGGACUUCUACAAUAAUAACACCAAAUCUCAGUUUGUCUUCAGGGAUAAAUGGAUCUACGUGCAGAAAGGAAGCACAAAAGAACGACAUGGAUACUGCACACUUGGUGAAGCGCUCAACCGUCUAGACUUUUCCAGUGCCAUUCAGGACUUGAGAAGAUUUAACUAUGUUGCAAAACUUUUCCAGCUAAUAGCCAGGUCUCAGCUGACUUCUUUGAGUGGAGCUGCACAGAAAAACUAUUUCAAUAUACUGGAGAAGAUUGUGCGAAAGGUCCUAGAGGACCACUACAAUCCUCGCCUUGUCAAGGAGCUGCUACAGGACUUGAGCUCGACGCUGCACAAUCUGACUGUCCAUGUUGGCAGAUGUGUUCUUGUGGGCAAUGUCAACAUCUGGCUGUGCCGACUGGAGACCAUUCUCAAAUGGCAGCAGCAGCUCAACAACCUUCAGAUCCCCAAGCAAAUGUGCGAUGGUAUGUCAUUCAACGACUUGCCACUUUACAUGCAGAAUAAGAUCCUUUACAAGUUGUCUGAUGCUUAUGACAUCAUAAACCUGGGACAGGCCACGCCUACGCUGCACAUCCUCAGUGAGAACCGGACACUGUGGAAGAGGCUGUGCCACUUUCACUUCUCAGACAAACAGUUCUGUAGGAAUCUGGUCCUAACCAAGAGUGACAACGUGGACUGGAAGCUAAUGUACUUCACCCUGCAGAAACACUAUCCCAUGAAGGAGCAGUACGGCGACACCUUGCACUUCUGCAAACACUGUAGCAUCCUCUUCUGGAAGGAUCGCCACCUGGCUUUGUUAUUCAAGGACUGUGGCCAUCCGUGCACAGCCAACGACCCCGACAGCUGCCUCAUGCCCAUCUCUCCACAGCACUUUAUCGACCUCUUCAAGUUUUAAACCCUCCACGGUGUUCUUAAAGCAAAGUAUCCGUUUCCCAACCCAAGAGUGUGUACGAGACUUUUUACCCAAAUACAAAGGGCUUCAACUGAAAGAAAUUACUUUUUUAUGUCUUCAUUUCCUUACGCACAAAUGUUUCCAUAAGACAUAGGAAAGAUUACAUGUGUAUGUUUGUUGAUUUUAAGAAUGUUGGUGAUGGGUGAAAAUAUAAAAGAAACUUUUAUGUUUUUCCUCUUUCCACACCAAUGUUUGUCUUCUUGACAAAAAAAAGCUCAACUGACAGAGAAAAGAAAAAAUAAUAUGUAAAUUUAAUAUGAGUAUUUUGAAAGGAUUUAUAUGUAAAAGGAGUUGUAGCAUGUUUAUGGUAGGUAAGUGAUGAUAGGUAACGUGUCCAGGGUUUUUUUUUUUUAAAUGGCAAAAAGUAAAAAUUUUAUGUGGGAGAAUAAGAUGACUCAUGUUGUUUAUUUAAUGGGGUUAAAGUUUUCUGCUUUUUGCUCUGUUUUGUUUUGUUUUGGUGGUAUUUUUCUGCAAUAACUGAAUGCAUGUUAUGUUUGAGUCUCUGUUUACAUACUGUUUGUUGUCCCGUGAAUUCGUGCUGUGCUCUGUGUACAGUGAAGGCGUCGACACUAAAAGAAAAUAAUGUAAAACUCCAUUAGCCGUACAAAUUUUUACAAUCUACUUAUGUCAGAGCUGUCAAGUGACAGACAGAGAAAAUGUAAAACAUUAUUUAUGAGGGGAAAAAAAAGUUUUGUAUCCUUCCUACAACUUUUGUAAUAUUCCUUUACUGUUCCAAAUACUCUUGAUGGUACUAUCAUGACUUUUAUGGGACAGGAACUAGCAAAUAAUGAUAAUAAAAUAUUUCUAAAAACCUGCUUCUUUUUGUAUUGGGUCACUGGGAAUUGUUUGUU
Seriola dumerili (greater amberjack) is the source of this 2126-nucleotide messenger RNA. It is a transcript of the gene fbxo25, whose product is annotated as F-box protein 25. Gene Ontology annotation, biological process: protein ubiquitination. The transcript has 11 exons. Bases 121 to 1218 code for a protein of 365 amino acids. Gene Ontology annotation, molecular function: protein binding. The record is from RefSeq and is a predicted model, not a curated record. Gene Ontology annotation, cellular component: cytoplasm; nucleus; SCF ubiquitin ligase complex. Lineage: Eukaryota; Metazoa; Chordata; Actinopteri; Carangiformes; Carangidae.